AUGAAGAGGGCUCUUGUCAGUCUCGACAACGUCGAUCGCGUGGACCAAAUUGAUGAACUGUUAGACCAGCAGCAUGCAUUUGCUGCAGGAAGCAAGAUCAUAGUCACAACAAGGUGUGAGGACGCUCUGAUUACGAAAGGAAUAGAGAACCAUACAAUCUAUAAGCCAAAAGGAUUGGACAAUGACCAAUCUUUUAAACUGUUGAGCCAUCAUGCUUUCCUCAGUGAACAACCAAUGGAAAGGUUUCAGGUUUGUGGGUUAUCUGAGCAAGAUGUGCAAGUUACUGGUGGAGGCGCUUUGAGGUAUUUGGUUCUCUGUUUUAUGACAAAAGAACUGAAGAAGAAUGGGAAGAAAUGCUGGUCAGGUUGGUGUCGGCUCAAGGUGAAGAUAUUCCAGGGAUUCAGCACGAGCGCGUCCAAGAACGACUCGGAAUAG
This is a messenger RNA of Nymphaea colorata (pocket water lily), 435 nucleotides long. RefSeq names its product disease resistance protein Roq1-like. NCBI's taxonomy places the organism in Eukaryota, Viridiplantae, Streptophyta, Magnoliopsida, Nymphaeales, Nymphaeaceae. Bases 1 to 435 code for a protein of 144 amino acids. The transcript has a single exon. The record is from RefSeq and is a predicted model, not a curated record. Gene Ontology annotation, biological process: defense response.